ACCAACUCUCUCUCUUAUCCCCGUGGAAGCACGCGCCCACCAGCCCGUUAUCUGCCUCUCUCUCUGUCCGCUGGUUGUUGUCUCACGAGGCUUGAGUGUGACGGUGUCACGGUAUCAUGGUUUGCAGGGCUCAGCCGCAGUAGCAGCAGAAGAAGAGAAAGAAGUAGAGACAGUAGCUGUGUGUACCAAGCAGCCAGUCCGGAUUCUCUACCAUCUCCCGUCUAUCGACCGGAGGACGCAACCGAACAUCCCCCCAUCUCUUCCCGUCUCUCUCGCUCCCUCGUCCCCAUCGCGACGCUCGGUGAUCAGGAGCUCUCUCUUAGAUAAAGGGUUGUGACCAGGGGCCUGGUAGGUGUUGUUGCCACUGAGACCGAGUGCGUGUCGCCACGGUGUUGCGUCGUUGCCAUGGGGAAACAGAACAGCAAGCUACGGCCAGAGAUGCUUCAGGACCUGAGAGAGAACACGGAGUUCUCCGACCACGAACUACAGGAGUGGUACAAGGGCUUCCUAAAGGACUGUCCCAGCGGCAACCUGAACGUGGAGGAGUUUAAGAAGAUCUAUGCCAACUUCUUCCCGUACGGAGAUGCCUCCAAGUUUGCCGAGCACGUCUUCCGAACGUUUGACACCAACAGCGACGGAACCAUCGACUUCCGGGAGUUCAUCAUCGCGCUGAGUGUCACGUCACGGGGAAAGCUGGAGCAGAAACUGAAGUGGGCCUUCAGCAUGUAUGACCUGGAUGGGAAUGGGUACAUCAGCCGUGAUGAGAUGCUGGAGAUCGUCCAGGCCAUUUAUAAGAUGGUGUCGUCUGUGAUGAAGAUGCCGGAGGAUGAGUCCACGCCGGAGAAGAGAACAGACAAGAUCUUCAGACAGAUGGACCUCAACAACGAUGGUAAACUGUCUCUGGAGGAGUUCAUUAAAGGUGCCAAAAGUGAUCCUUCCAUCGUGCGGCUACUCCAGUGUGACCCCAGCUCCGCCUCCCAGUUCUAAUCCCUCCCACCUGGCCUGCCAUGUCCACCCCGGUUGCUAUGGAAACGCUCAAAUCAGUGCAUGAUGGUUCUCGUCUCUCAUAUCUUUUUGUUGUACAAGUUGGAAGAAGAGUUUUAAAAUGAGAUAAAACUAAAAUCAUUCUAAUUUUAUUUAAAAAAUAUAUAUAUAAACGAAAAGAAGGGACAUGCAUAGAUUAUUAUUAAGAAGAUAAGCCAACAACUGAGGAUACAAAAAACAAGGCGUUGCCAAGGCAUUUCGUUGUCCGACGUGUUUUCCCGUCUCUCUCCGGAUCUGGAAGGAUGGAAUUCUGCUGAGCUCCGCUGCCUCACAGCGCCAGGAAGUCCGUCGACCAUUUUUUACAAAGUCGUGAAUUUUGGGGGGAAGAGAAUUAAGGGAACAUUCCAUCCUGAGAACCAUGCAUGGCCCUCUGUGUUCUAAUCAUUCUGUUCAAUAGAUUCUGUUUUCUCCUCCAAUCAAGGCACAGCUUCUACAAUUCUCUUACAUGUUUAUGUGUGUAUAGAGUGCAUAUAUCUAUGACAUCAUACAAAAUGAAUAGCCAAGUAUAUCUGUCUUUCAUAACUCUUGUUGCAUUCAGAAGGCAGUAUUAUGUAGCUGAGCUUGCUCUGAUCUGAUAUGGGAAUUCCGUAGCGGUUUUCCGUAGAGGGAAUAUGAGAGUGGGAAGGGAAAGGAGUUGGGAAUUUUCCUGCUAUAUGAUCUUUCACUGGGGGAAAAGAAAGCUGUUGAAGAUACCAUUUGGGGUUUUUUUUAAUUAUUGAUUGAGUAUUAUUAUUUUAUUACAUAAUAUUGUUUUCCUCAUGUUGUUUACUUAUAUUUAUUUGUUUUAAUUAUUGCGGUUUUAUUUUUGAUUUGCCAUUGAAGACGAUCGUAACCCAAUACUGGAGAAGAAUCGAAAGAAAGAAAGAUCGAGAGAGAUAUAGAAAGACACUUGGAUAAUGACGUGUCUUUGGACACCGUCUGUCUUAUAUCUGUCCAAGUUGGAAAGUUGAGAUUUCAAAACUCGGCAUGGAAGGAAAACUGGGAAAAAUUGAACAUUUGAUUCCAUAAUGCAUUUGAGCAUCGAAACCGGUAGCAGCAAAUCAUAUCAUUUGAGCCUCCACAAGUGUAUGCAUGCAUGCAUGUAUGUGUGUGUAUGUCUGAGUGUGUCUGAGUGUGUCUGAGUGUGUGUGUGUGUGUGUGUGUGUGCAUGUGUGUACAGUAUGCAUGUGUACAGUUUGUGUAUGUCCAGGCUAACUUAACAGUCUAAUCAAUAAUGUUGUUUAUUAACAUGUAAUACAAGUAUUUAAAAGUUAUUUAUUUAAACACUUUAUUACAUCACUGAGCAGUAAAGUACAGUCGUCACAUUGUCACACACCACACUGCAUGGUACACACACAAACACAGAAAUUAAGAUUUGUAAUUUUUCUCUCUUCAGCUGUACUCUUACUGUAAUCUACCAGACCACUCUUACUGUAGUCUACCAGACAACGCUUACUGUAAUCUACCAGACCACUCUUACUGUAGCCUACCAGACAACGCUUAUUGUAGCCUACCAGACCACUCUUACUGUAGCCUACCAGACAACGCUUACUGUAAUCUACCAGACCACUCUUACUGUAAUUUACCAGACCACGCUUAAUGUAGCCUACCAGACAACGCUUACUGUAAUCUACCAGACCACUCUUACUGUAGUCUACCAGACCACUCUUACUGUAAUCUACCAGACUACUCUUACUGUAAUCUACCAUACAACGCUUACUGUAAUCUACCAGACCACUCUUACUGUAGUCUACCAGACCACAAACAGAAGACGCAUGUCCCGUCUUUGCGCACUCGUGUGUGUGUGUGUGUGUGUCCGUGUGUGCCACUUUGAGACAGACCCCUCCCCUCCAUCCCUCCUUCCGUCCCUCGUCUCCUAGACAUAGACAACACACUAAGGGCUUCAUUAUCAUUCUCAAUCCCGAUGCGUUUGUGUUAUCUUCCUAUGUGUACUUAGCCAACAGGCAGUAGGUAGAGGAGUUGUUUUAAUAAGGCACUGAUCACCAAGAAUAAGUGUCCCAAAUGACACCCUAUUCCCUAUAUAGUGCACUACUUUUGACCAAGUGCCCCAUAGGGCUCUGAACGAGUGCACACUUCAGAAUGUAUACUGCACUGCACCUCUGCUAAUGGUCUCCCAGUGUCACUGCCCCCUGGUGGUUGAAUGAGGAACAGUCGCUGCUACUCUGCUGCUAAAUUAUUGGACAUGUUUUCCAGAAACCUCCGUAGGAAGAUUCUCAGAUUAUCCUGCUGAUUCAAGGA
This is a messenger RNA of Salvelinus fontinalis (brook trout), 3282 nucleotides long. Its product is annotated as hippocalcin-like protein 1. Gene Ontology annotation, molecular function: calcium ion binding. Lineage: Eukaryota; Metazoa; Chordata; Actinopteri; Salmoniformes; Salmonidae. Bases 406 to 987 code for a protein of 193 amino acids. The transcript has 5 exons. The record is from RefSeq and is a predicted model, not a curated record.